Cyprinus carpio (common carp) is the source of this 894-nucleotide messenger RNA. Its product is annotated as myb-related transcription factor, partner of profilin-like. The transcript has 3 exons. Bases 1 to 894 code for a protein of 297 amino acids. The record is from RefSeq and is a predicted model, not a curated record. NCBI's taxonomy places the organism in Eukaryota, Metazoa, Chordata, Actinopteri, Cypriniformes, Cyprinidae. Gene Ontology annotation, cellular component: nucleus.
AUGCCAGAUGCUACAAACAGCAGCAGCUGCCGGAGAAAGUCCUUGGCUACUAGACUGGAGAUGCCAUCUGAAGUGCCACUACAAGAUGCCACAAGCUUUACAGAAGUUGUGUUGUAUGGGGAUGGGAGAAACCCACCCAAAAUAGCGUCGGUUAAACAGGCGUGGGAGGAAAUAGCCACAAUUGUUUCAUCAGCUGGCAUCUCUAGGACGUCGCACCAGUGCCGCAAGCCCUACAAUGACAUCAGAAGACGGGGAAAGUCCAAGCUUGCCAGCAUCAAUCGGGCACGCCGUGUAACGGGAGGUGGAUCUGCCUCUACUCAGGACCUGACGCCAGCAGAGGACAUCGCUGCGUCCACCCUCACCGCUGAAAGCGUUGAAGGAUUUGGGGGUUUUGAAAUCGGCACCCAAUCAGAAACGCAAGCAGUCCAACCCCAAGCUUCGCAGGAAGACCCUGGCCUCGCGAGCCGUGCGCACGGGCCAUCUGAGGAGGGAACAGCGCAACCAUCAAGGUCCGGACCCACUACACGCCGUGGCAGCAUUGCUAGACCGGAGGACCACCCCUUCCUGCAGCUCCAGCAAACCGGAUUUGAAAUGCUGGAGCGGGAGCUGUCUGGGAUGCGGCAAAGUGUGAAUGGCCGUCUUGACCGGAUGGCGAUGUUGCUGCGGCCUCUCGGGCGCAUCUCCUCAAGCCUGGAGAGGAUUGCUGCAGCCAUGGAGCGUGGCCCUUCAAGCGCACCACCACCUCCUGUUGUGCCUCUUCCUCCUUCUCCCACUCCAUCUCCAUCCACCCGUUCCACCAGGCGCACAUCGCGCAAUGCCAUUCCCGGACCCUCAGGUGUCCGAUCCCGCCGUGGCGCGCGUCGCAAAAAUACCAGAGGAGGGAAAAAGAAAUAA